GCUGUUCAACCCUCCCCCUCGUCCUGGGACACAGCAUUACAACCGUGUCCAGUCCACCACGCGCGUCUAGUUCUACCACACAAUCGUCGCUUCCAAUUGGCUUCUUUGUUGAGUUUUGUUGUUGAGACCGGCAAAAAGACAAGGAGGAACGGUUAACACUUUGCUUGAACAAAACCCAAACAUCCGCCACGCACCCAAGUGACAUCUUCUCAUCACCACUAUCGUCGUCGUCCACCGAAUCGAACCGUCGUUCUCUCAAUCAAGGUCCCCUCCCGCCGCCAUCGCUUGCUGCAGCCUACCAAGACAAAAGCCAGAUACCCCCGAAUCCUCAAAUUUACCGAGCUGGUUUCCAACCAACUUCACGUGCUGCUAUUCUGCUGCCAUCGAUUCGUUGCUGUCGACAACUCCGUUCGCUAUCGUCACAAUCGUCAUCAUUGUGAGAAAUACUCCAGCAGCAAGGUCAGGCCCGCCGGCAAAAGAAGCCAAGUACACUCCAAUUACUCCACCGAAGUCGGUCACUUCACCCGAGUAACCGGUGACAGCAGCACCAUCUCCGCCUCGGCUUACUCAGGCUCUCCCACCUCCAAAAGCCCCCUUUUCCCCCUCAACUUUGCGAAGAAGCACCCGAAUCCCUUGGUCAGGGCCCCAGUAAUCCGACAACAUUCAAUCAGCCAUGUCCGCCGCCGUCGCCUCCGUCCCGGCCCCAGCGCCGAAGAAGCUGGAAAAGAAGCCCAUCAAGUUCUCCAACUUGCUUCUGGGUGCCGGUCUCAACCUCUUCGAGGUCACCACGCUCGGCCAACCCUUGGAGGUCAUCAAGACCACCAUGGCUGCCAACCGCAACGAUGGCUUUACCUCUGCCCUUCGCCGCAUCUGGAACCGUGGUGGUAUCUUUGGCUGUAAGUGAUGAUAUGAAGCUCCCCGGACGACCGGAGAUCAGCAUCAUCUACCAGGGUCUUAUCCCAUGGGCCUGGAUUGAGGGCUCCACCAAGGGUGCCGUGCUUCUCUUCGUUGCCUCGGAGGCCGAAUAUCAUGCUCGUGCCGCCGGCGCCGGUGACUUCGUUGCCGGUAUCACCGGUGGUAUCGUUGGCGGUGUUGCGCAGGCGUAUGCCACCAUGGGCUUCUGCACCUGUAUGAAGACGGUCGAGAUUACCAAGCACAAGAUGAGCGCCGCCGGCCAGAAGGCCCCCGGCACUUGGGCUACCUUCAUGGACAUCUACCGCCGCGAGGGUAUCCGCGGUAUCAACAAGGGCGUCAACGCCGUUGCCAUUCGCCAGAUGACCAACUGGGGUUCCCGUUUCGGUCUCUCCCGCCUUGCUGAGCAGGGUAUCCGCAAGGCCACUGGCAAGGAGGAGGGACAGAAGCUGGCCGCGUGGGAGAAGAUUCUCGCCUCCGCCCUUGGUGGUGGUCUUUCUGCUUGGAACCAGCCCAUCGAGGUCAUCCGCGUCGAGAUGCAGAGCAAGAAGGAGGACCCCAACCGCCCCAAGAAGAUGACUGUUGGCAACACCUUCAGGUACAUCUACCAGACCAACGGCAUCAAGGGCCUGUACCGCGGUGUCACCCCCCGCAUUGGUCUUAGUAUUUGGCAGACCGUCUGCAUGGUUGCUUUCGGCGAUAUGGCCAAGACCUACGUCGAGAAGUUGACCGGCGAUGCCGUCACCGCGAAGCACUAAACGCAUAAUUAACGCCGGCGCUGAUCGAGAUCUCGUUAUUUGUCUUUUCUUUUUUCUUUUUGUUUUAUGUUUCUAUCUUCACCAAAUAUUCGGUUGAUCGGUCGGGUUGGGUUGGUCGGUAGGUUCAGGAGGAUGGAUGGAUGGGAUGGGUUCUGUCCUCAUGCGACAUCUUCAUAGAGAAAUUUUUCUGUUACCAAGGAAACGGAAAUAGGCGUGGUUUGGUGCGGUGUGGGUCAUUUGUUUGGUUUUGGGGAACGGUCUCACGCGCAGGUCCUCCUUCUCCAACUGGUACAUCCAAGGUCUCAGGUAUUCCAGGACUGAACUUCGUUGUUGUUCUUGGUCAUGUCUCUUAUUUCACGCCUUAACGAUUUUGAUGAGAUGGGCAGAAACGGAUGCCAGGUGUCGAUGCCAGGUGUCGAUGCCAGAUAUCGAUGCCAGGUGUCGAUGCCAGGAGUCGAUCUACAUUAACAGAUGAUUCAGUCGGUGAUAAUCGGUGGCUUAUGUAGUAGAAGGCGAUAUAAAUACACAACGUGAUGUAUCAUCAAGCGUUUCGGUUACGUGCGA
Messenger RNA from Neurospora crassa OR74A, 2234 nucleotides. Its product is annotated as mitochondrial DNA replication protein YHM2, variant. Gene Ontology annotation, biological process: alpha-ketoglutarate transport; mitochondrial citrate transmembrane transport. The record is from RefSeq and is a predicted model, not a curated record. Gene Ontology annotation, molecular function: tricarboxylate secondary active transmembrane transporter activity. NCBI's taxonomy places the organism in Eukaryota, Fungi, Ascomycota, Sordariomycetes, Sordariales, Sordariaceae. The coding region runs from base 843 to 1670 and encodes 275 amino acids. The transcript has 4 exons. Gene Ontology annotation, cellular component: mitochondrion.